This is a messenger RNA of Phacochoerus africanus (Common warthog), 983 nucleotides long. RefSeq names its product jumping translocation breakpoint (gene JTB). The transcript has 5 exons. Gene Ontology annotation, biological process: mitotic cytokinesis. Gene Ontology annotation, cellular component: cytoplasm; spindle; midbody. The record is from RefSeq and is a predicted model, not a curated record. NCBI's taxonomy places the organism in Eukaryota, Metazoa, Chordata, Mammalia, Artiodactyla, Suidae. The coding region runs from base 382 to 822 and encodes 146 amino acids.
CCCGCGGGCCUCCGCUUCCGACGACUGGCCUAACUCUGGAAAACCCGCCACGGUCCUGCGCGGAGCAAGAUGGCUGCGCCGGGAGUGGAGGCGGAGCCGAGGGCGUGCUAGGCCCUACGCCCUUUCGGCCCUUGGAGAGGAUCUGACGGGUCCGAAGGAAACUCACGGUCCUAGCCAACAAAUGCUUAUUGCCUUUUCUUGCCGUGGUCAUGGGAAUGUCCUGAUAGCGUCUUUGAUCUGUUAGGCAACCCAGCAUUUCGUAGCCCUGAAUUGGAACUUCCCCGAGGACUGCUGAGUAAGCGCCGCCUCUGCGUUCCGACCGAGGCACUAGGCCAGUCAAGCAGGUCCCUGCGUCCCGACAGGUGCGACGCUGAGCACUCCAUGCCUGCGGGCGCGGGGAGGCGUGGCCUCCCCCAGGGCCACCACCUCUGCUGGUUGCUCUGCGCUUUCACUUUAAAGCUCUGCCAAGCAGAAGCUCCCGUGCGCGAGGAGAAACUUUCAGUGAGCACCUCAAAUUUGCCGUGCUGGCUGGUGGAAGAGUUUGUGGUGGCAGAAGAGUGUGCUCCAUGUUCUAAUUUCCAGGCUAAAACUACCCCUGAGUGCAGUUCCACAGGGUAUGUGGAGAAAAUCACAUGCAGCUCAUCUAAGAGGAAUGAGUUCAAGAGCUGCCGCUCAGCUCUGAUGGAACAACACUUAUUCUGGAAAUUCGAAGGGGCUGUUGUAGGUGUGGCCUUGGUCUUUGCUUGCCUGGUCAUCGUGCGUCAGCGACAACUGGACAGGAAGGCUCUGGAAAAGGUCCGGAAGCAAAUUGAGUCCAUAUAACUAACUUCUCCCCUUUUAUCGGGGUCUUAGAGACCCUACCUCAGAGAAAGGGGAAUGGACUGACUCGUGCCCCUGGUUCUCUGGAACCCUGUGGUGGCAUACCCUUCGCCCUUUCUCCUCAGCGAAAUCAGUAAAUGAAUAGAAUAAAAAGAGUAAAAUCA